CCCAAUUCUUCCUUUGGCCUUGCACCUAAAGAAAAGAAAACACAUAGCUCAAUCAUUCUAUUUUUGAUAUAGAGUUAUAGCUCAAGUGGCAGUUGUUGAUACCUAUAGCUAACUUUCUUAAAACCUACCUUGUCAUUUCAUUUCUUUCAUGCUCUUCUUCUUCCUUAAUUAUCAUCUUCUUUUGCUGAAGAAGAAGAAUUAAUAUGAGUACAGCAAGAUUUAUCAAGUGUGUGACUGUAGGGGAUGGAGCUGUAGGGAAGACAUGUAUGCUCAUUUCCUACACUAGCAAUACCUUUCCAACGGAUUAUGUUCCAACUGUGUUUGAUAACUUCAGUGCCAACGUCGUGGUGGAUGGUAGUACAGUCAAUCUCGGCCUAUGGGACACUGCAGGACAAGAGGAUUACAACAGGCUGAGGCCUCUGAGUUAUAGAGGAGCUGAUGUGUUUUUGUUGGCCUUUUCUCUCGUCAGCAAGGCCAGUUAUGAAAACAUCCAUAAGAAGUGGAUUCCUGAGCUAAGGCAUUACGCUCCCAACGUACCCAUUGUGCUUGUAGGGACAAAACUAGAUUUACGCGACGACAAGCAGUACUUGAGCGAUCAUCCAGGAUCAGCGCCUAUAACAACAGCUCAGGGAGAGGAAUUGAAGAAGAUGAUUGGCGCUGCCACUUACAUAGAAUGCAGUUCCAAAACUCAGCAGAAUGUGAAGGCUGUGUUUGAUGCUGCAAUAAAGGUUGCUUUGCGGCCCCCAAAGCCAAAGAAAAAGCCCCGCAAGCAGCGGACGUGUUCUUUCCUUUAAGAUUUUAAAUACUGUCGAAUUGCCUUCCUUUCAAAUUGUUUCACAAUUGGAUUGUAUAUCACAUUUUUUUUUUUUUGGGUUAUAUUUCUCAUAAAUACUAUUUGAAGCCAUGGAAGAUCUCCUUCACGCCGAGAUCGUUAGAUUUUGUUAUAUAUGCUGCUAAAUGAAUUUUAGUAUUUGCAGUAUAUUUCAUUUUAUCUUU
Pistacia vera is the source of this 996-nucleotide messenger RNA. Its product is annotated as rac-like GTP-binding protein RAC13. The record is from RefSeq and is a predicted model, not a curated record. Gene Ontology annotation, biological process: regulation of cell shape; regulation of actin cytoskeleton organization; small GTPase-mediated signal transduction. Gene Ontology annotation, cellular component: cell cortex; cytoplasmic vesicle; nucleus. Gene Ontology annotation, molecular function: GTP binding; GTPase activity; protein kinase binding. The transcript has 7 exons. The coding region runs from base 204 to 794 and encodes 196 amino acids. Lineage: Eukaryota; Viridiplantae; Streptophyta; Magnoliopsida; Sapindales; Anacardiaceae.